Molecule: messenger RNA, 780 nt
Organism: Durio zibethinus
Lineage: Eukaryota; Viridiplantae; Streptophyta; Magnoliopsida; Malvales; Malvaceae
Biological process (GO): ubiquitin-dependent protein catabolic process
Molecular function (GO): zinc ion binding; ubiquitin protein ligase activity
Source: RefSeq, a predicted model, not a curated record
AUGGAAGAGUUCGUGUUUCAGAAACGAGUUCGCCUAUUCAAAUGGAAUGUUAAAUCUCCAAGCCAUGAGCACCAUGUUCUUCAAGGACAAGUCCUGUUCUUGAUCAAGAGUCGCUUCGUUUCCGCUCCUGCAACUUCAAAUGUCAGAUUCUCCCACCCAAUUUCCUACAGUUUCCAAUUCAACCCUGAAUGCUUGUCUUCUACAAACAAUGUGCAAAAACUGGCUUAUGAAGCCGUGUUGAGUACCCAACAGUUUCAUGAACAGAGGAAUAUUGCAGCAUUGGCCAACACCAUAUCGGAAUACCUUGUCAAGAACUACAAUUUCGGGGUUGACACAUUCUCUAAACCUAACGCACCCAAAGUUCUGAUUGUUGUUGAAGUGAACAAAACCUGGGUUUUGAAGGGUUUUCAAGAUUAUGGCAUUGGUGAAAUUGAAAGGGAUCAGUUCAAUGGUGAAACUGAUGAUUAUGAAACUACUGAUGAAGAAAAUAUCCUGCUGAGAAUGAGAAAUUUGCUACGGGUACCAGUGUUUUCUGUGUUGGAGCCAAGCGAUAUCUCUGAACCCUUGGGGUUGACACAAGUACCAGGACUGGAUCUGUUCGAACUAUGUGAUGUUGGUGCUUUGGCGGCUGAUCAGGGCACAUGUGCUAUCUGCUUGGAAGGGUUAUCCAUGGAUUCCUGUAGGAAGACGCCCUGCUCCCAUGUUUUUCAUGGGGGUUGCAUUGCCCAGUGGCUGUGGAGGAAAAGAUCCUGCCCCAUGUGCCGAUCUCAACUAGCUUAA